AAAAAAAUCUCGAAAUUGUGUGUAACAAAGCUCAAUUUCCAUUUGCUUUGCUCACAGGGCCUCAUCACUAUCCCCAUCGUUUUCUUGAACUUCAAUUCCAUUCGCGUUGCUUCUCAAUCUUACCUUCUCUUCUAUUUUCCUAGGUUUUCAUCGUUUUCUUUCUUUUCAAGAUUCAUUCCAGAGCUUCCGUGCGGUCGUAUUUGUAUCAUGCCGGUGCAUCUCACGCCGAAUGCAAUCUCUGCAAUUGUCGCAGGCGACGUUAAUUCCAAGCCUCUGGUGCAGGUCCUAGAUAUCAAGCUCAUCGGUAAAACGCAGGAGAGGUAUAGCCUUUUUAUCUCCGAUGCCGUUUCUGCUGAGCAUGCUAUGCUCGCAACACAGCUUAAUGAUAUUGUUAAGGCUGGACGAAUCAAGAAAGGAUCCGUUAUCCAGUUGAUCGAUUAUGUUUGCAGUCCCGUCCAGGGCCGCAAGAUUAUUGUUGUGAUUUGCCUGGAAACUAUUAUAUUGGACUGUGAGAUAAUUGGGAAUCCAAAAUCAUCGGCUCAGUCAGAUUUUUCUGCGCAAAAGGCAACGCCAUCUAGAAAUUUAGAGCAAUCUGCCAAGGUUGGUAAUGGCCAUGUGAGUGACAAAAAUCCAGUUCAUAAUGUGCAGAGCUUCCAAGCUACAGUUCAACCUCCAUAUCAGCCACCUCCAAACUAUAAAAACCACGGUGCAAUCAUUAAGAAUGAGGCACCAGCACGUAUAAUCCCUAUAGCUGCAUUGAAUCCUUAUCAGGGACGAUGGGCUAUAAAGGCAAGAGUUACUGCAAAGGGUGAUCUCCGUCGCUACAAUAAUGCCCGAGGAGAUGGAAAAGUUUUCUCUUUUGACCUCCUUGAUUCUGAUGGAGGAGAGAUACGUGUGACCUGCUUCAACGCGGUUGUUGAUCGCUUCUACGAGGUCAUAGAAGUUGGUAAAGUAUACUUGAUUUCUAAGGGUAGCCUAAAACCUGCUCAGAAGAACUUCAAUCACCUAAAGAAUGAAUGGGAGGUUUUCUUGGAGGCAUCUUCCAGUGUGGAACUUUGCCCAGAUGAAGAUGAUACCAUACCAAGACAGCAGUUUUCUUUCAGACCUAUCAGUGAAAUUGAGAAUGCUGAAACCAAUUCUAUUCUGGAUAUUAUUGGUAUUGUAACAUCUAUCAACCCAUCAAUUCCUGUGUUGAGAAAAAAUGGUAUGGAAACUCAAAGAAGAGUUCUGAAUUUGAAGGAUGCAUCUGGCAGGAGUGUUGAGCUGACGCUUUGGGGGGAUUUUUGCAACAGAGAAGGUCAAAAACUGCAAGAAAUAAUUAACUCGGGGCUCUCUCCAAUUUUGGCUGUGAAAUCUGGGAAGGUAAGUGAUUUCACCGGGAAGUCCAUUGGGACAAUUUCUUCCACUCAGCUUUUCAUAGAUCCAGAUCUUUGCGAGUCUCGCAUCUUGAGGGAUUGGUACGAUGGUGGCGGGAAGAACACUACUUCUGUGUCUAUUUCUAAAGAAAUAAUGCCAGGAGCAGCCAAGAAUGAGAUUCGGAAGACUGUGUCCCAGAUUAAAGAUGAAGGUCUUGGGAGAUCUGAUAAGCCAGAUUGGAUUACCGUGAAAGCAACAAUAUCGUUCAUCAAAACAGAUUCCUUCUGCUACACAGCAUGUCCACUAAUGAUUGGAGAUCGACAGUGCAACAAGAAGGUGAACAGAUCAGGAAACUCAAAGUGGCUAUGUGACAGGUGCAAUCAAGAAUUUGAGGAUUGCGAUUACAGAUAUCUUCUCCAAGCCCAAAUCCAAGACCAUACUGGAUUGACAUGGGUGACAGCCUUCCAGGAAUCUGGUGAAGAGAUUCUGGGUGUCCCAGCCAAGGAGUUGUACGUGUUGAAGUAUGAAGAGCAGGAUGAUGUCAAGUUUGGUGCAAUAAUCAGGAGUAAAAUUUUCGACCAAUUUCUGUUCAGGCUCAAAAUUAAAGAGGAGAUGUAUGGGGAUGAACAGAGGGUGAAAAAUACUGUAGUCAAGGCAGAUGGGGUAAACUAUUAUUUGGAAAGCAAAUAUAUGUUGAAUUUGCUUCCAGACUUUUCACGGUAACAAAUUAUCUCUGGCUGACUAGGCGAUAUCAUUCUUUCCAGGAUUAUUUUUCACUCUUGGAGGGCGAAUAGAAAUAUUUGUUUUUAGAAAUUCUUAGAACAAAAUGUAUUCAGGUUGCACUUGUAAAUUACAAUAGGUUGAGUGCUCAAGAUUUGGAAUUCGAGUAUCGAUCAUUUGAAUUA
Messenger RNA from Momordica charantia (bitter melon), 2261 nucleotides. It is a transcript of the gene RPA1A, whose product is annotated as replication protein A 1A. Gene Ontology annotation, biological process: meiotic cell cycle; telomere maintenance via telomerase; double-strand break repair via homologous recombination. NCBI's taxonomy places the organism in Eukaryota, Viridiplantae, Streptophyta, Magnoliopsida, Cucurbitales, Cucurbitaceae. Gene Ontology annotation, molecular function: damaged DNA binding; single-stranded telomeric DNA binding. The record is from RefSeq and is a predicted model, not a curated record. Gene Ontology annotation, cellular component: nucleus; DNA replication factor A complex.